Messenger RNA from Emericellopsis atlantica, 2793 nucleotides. RefSeq names its product intracellular serine protease. The transcript has 5 exons. Gene Ontology annotation, molecular function: serine-type endopeptidase activity. The record is from RefSeq and is a predicted model, not a curated record. Gene Ontology annotation, biological process: proteolysis. The coding region runs from base 1 to 2793 and encodes 930 amino acids. Lineage: Eukaryota; Fungi; Ascomycota; Sordariomycetes; Hypocreales; Bionectriaceae.
AUGAGCCAGAACGGACAAGCCGGCUUGCUCAGGAGGAUAGUGGGUUACGUGGCAGGGUGGUCGCAAGAACAAUCAACUCCUCAGACGGUGGAAUCGCAGGCGCGCAACGCUUGGUUACGGACGGAUGCUUUUUUGCAGUAUGAGACCCAAGACUUCGAGAGUCUCGAUCCACAGCACCAAGCGAAAGCAUUGGGUGCGCUCAAUAAUCUCGUACAGUUCAAACAGAACCAGGAUGUAGACUUUAAAUUUAACCAAGAGGCGCCGUACCCGAACCUCGAAGCAGUCAAUCACAUCUUGCAACGGGCAGAUGGACAGGGAAGCCGACCGUCGAACGCAGCAAUCCGUUUGAGCAAACGAAAGCGAGACCAGGACGCUGUCCUCAACGAGUUCCAGUGCAUGGAUACGCUCACGAAGAAACGCCGGGUAAUUGUUCGAGACGACCCAGACGCGGUGAAUGAUGCGAAUGCGCCCGAAGCAGACUUUGCAAUUAGGGCGAGACAACGGUCCAUGUCGCUAUACCAGGGGCUGCGGACGCACUGGACGUGUGUAUGUCAGAAAUGCUCGCGCUUGAGCGUCAGGCUCUCGUUGCCUGCGCCGAGGAAAAGCUCGCCGUUAGAGACGUCAUUCGAAGUCUUUUUCGGCGUGCAAUCACUGGUGCAGGUCUCACUACAGGAGGCAAAGAUCACGAUCAAGGACGAGGCAGUCGACGUAUAUGGGCACAAAUCAGAGAUCGCGCCUAGUGUGUUGUCUGAUUUUGUGCAUAUCUGUCAGACUGUCACAGAGUCGUUAGAUCAACAAACUUGCUUACAUCUUAAGUUUGAAAACGGAGUGUUCAAGAGGCUUCGUCCACAGCCUAAAGUCUUUGGGGACCCUCACCACCCACAGAUGGUGUCACUAUCUGCUCUUUUCAAACGCCAGCAGCAGCUGACGGGCGGGACCUCGGUUUUGCCACACAUGGGAAAGCGAAUACUUGCGGUCGUCCUCGCAACCGCGCUGCUUCCCUUCCUUGAAACACCUUGGGUGCAACCGACCUUCAACCAUUCAAACAUACAGUUCUUCCAGCCAUUGGGAGAAGACAGUCUUCCCGAUAUUACAAAACCUUUUCUGGACAUGAAGCGAGUUCCUAUUGCCAUGCCCAAUAGAGCAGUGGCCAGGGGAAAUGAAGCCGAGGCGGACGCUGCGAAGCAUAUGGUCCAUCCUAAUGCUAGCGUGCUCGCGCUUGGUAUUCUGUUGUGCGAGCUUCAUUACUGCAAACCUAUAGAAGCUUGGCAAGACGACCCAGACGCUAGCCAAACUGUCAACAGCGCUUACUAUACCAGCUUAGAAGUCCUUAAAGACCUCGAUGUCGAUGCUGGCAUGGAUUAUUACCUUGCCACAAAGGCAUGUCUUCAAUGGGAAUACCUACCCGCUGGAGAGCAUACACCAUUUGAAUCCGCGAGUGUUCAAAAGCUGUUCUACCAGAACGUGGUGAAGAGACUCGAAUCCGAGAUCCCCAAGACGUGGCUGAAAGGCUUAGAAAACUUGCAGAGCUUGAGUGCUUACGAAAACCAGCGUUGUUGGGGCAAGAAUGGCUGCGAGGUCAUCCGACAGCACACAGCUAGGCGCGAGUCAGUUACAAAAGCUACUCCAGAACACCCCGCGGUCUCAUCGUCUCCAGAUCCGCAAACGACAGGUAGAUGGUACAGCACAGUGCAGACUCCCAGCUUGCCUCGCCAGUCCAUACCUGUUGAAGCCUCUCAAAGCUUACAAUUAUUUGAUGCAAACCAUCAAAUGGUCUCUGUGCAAGAAAAAGCAUUAUCAGAUCGUUGGAUGGAUAAAAUGCUGAUGCCGAUCUGUCAGCAUGUUGAGCCCUAUGAGGUCUUUAUGUCGCAAGGAGGGACGCCACAGGCUGCGUCUGGCAUUGAUGGGCUGGUGCGGAUAGCAAUAUUGGACUCUGGUUUCGACCUUACCCAUCCGCUGUUGAGGACCGACGAAGGAAACAUUGAUCCGCGGAUAAAGGGAUUCCAAAACUUUGUUGCCGGACGGGAUGCGCAGGAGUAUCAGGAUGAGAUUGGACACGGCACCCACGUCCUUGGUCUCCUCCUUAAGGUUGCCACAUGCGCUGAGAUUUACAUAGCCAGAGUCGCAAACCAAGCAACGCUAGGUCGCGACAGCUAUAGCGCCAUCUCAAAGGCCAUCAACCACGCCGUAUCUGUGUGGGAGGUGGAUGUUAUCUCCAUGUCCUUUGGAAUCCGGGAAUUUGAUGAGGAUAUGAAAGAAGCAAUACUGAAUGCACGACACAAGAAAACACUGAUGUUCGCGGCAGCGUCAAACGACGGGGCAAACCACGGUCGAGCUUUCCCAGCCAAAGAUCGCGGGGUCUUUUGCAUACACUCAUCCGAUGGAAACGGGAACCCUUCCGGCUUCAAUCCGACUGCUGAGGAAGACGAUGUGAACUUCUGCCUCCUCGGGGAAAAUGUUGAAUCCCACUGGCCAGUCGGUACGAAUGGCCACAACAGUAACUUUCGUGUCAUGUCUGGGACAUCGAUAGCGACGCCAAUCGCCGCCGGGCUUGCUGCUUCGCUCCUCUCUCUUGUGAGGCAACAAGAGCAGGAUUCGCCUACUGAUCCCGACCGACUAGGCAGGUGGCUGAAAGAUUUUGACUCCAUGGAAGCUGUGCUCAAGAGUAUAACGAAGGGCAAGAGAGGCGCCGGUUACGACUACAUCCUGCCGCACUUUCUGUCGAGCAUGGGAUCAUCAAGGGACGAGAUAUAUACCAGAAUCAAGCAAAUCAGGGGCGGCAUGUUUCAGUAA